AUGGUGCACCUGAUUGGUGUAGGCCCAGUAGGCUCCAAGUCCUUGCUCAAGCUGGGGUUAGGCCCUGAGUCCCAGCACAAAGUAACUCAAAGUGGUCUGAGCCCUGAAAGCGGACAGCAGGCCCUUUGGGAGAAUAGAGCCAUUCACGUGGCCACUUGGGCCAUGCUCCAUGAUGUAGCCUAUGAGGAAGCCACACCGUGGACGUGGAGGGGCCAUUCAGAUGUUGACUUCGCAGUGACUGAGAAUGGCUUGUGGCUCAUCUACCCGACUCUCGAUGAUGAGGGCUUUAGCCAGGAGGUUAUUGUCCUUAGCAAACUCAACUCCGUGGACUUGAGCACGCAGAAGGAGACCACUUGGAGGACUGGGCUCAGGCGCAACUUCUAUGGGAACUGCUUUGUUAUCUGUGGGGUGCUCUAUGCUGUGGACAGCUACAACCAGCGCAAUGCCAACAUCUCCUAUGCCUUUGACACCCAUACCAAUACCCAAAUAGUACCACGGUUGCUCUUUGAAAAUGAAUACUCUUAUACCACCCAGAUAGACUACAACCCCAAAGAUCGCCUACUUUAUGCUUGGGACAAUGGCUACCAGGUCACCUACCAUGUCAUCUUUGCCUACUGA
This is a messenger RNA of Gracilinanus agilis (Agile Gracile Mouse Opossum), 618 nucleotides long. Its product is annotated as olfactomedin-like protein 2B. The record is from RefSeq and is a predicted model, not a curated record. The coding region runs from base 1 to 618 and encodes 205 amino acids. The transcript has 2 exons. Lineage: Eukaryota; Metazoa; Chordata; Mammalia; Didelphimorphia; Didelphidae. Gene Ontology annotation, biological process: signal transduction.